Pseudogymnoascus verrucosus is the source of this 2155-nucleotide messenger RNA. RefSeq lists its product as uncharacterized. The transcript has 3 exons. Gene Ontology annotation, molecular function: carboxy-lyase activity; pyridoxal phosphate binding. Gene Ontology annotation, biological process: amino acid metabolic process. NCBI's taxonomy places the organism in Eukaryota, Fungi, Ascomycota, Leotiomycetes, Thelebolales, Thelebolaceae. Bases 344 to 1972 code for a protein of 542 amino acids. The record is from RefSeq and is a predicted model, not a curated record.
CGACAGCCCAGAACCAGAAUUUACUGUGGAAACAAUCAUAUAAGCACUGUCGUUGGCCAUAAUCCACGACGGCGUCGGCGCUAGUUUGUCAAAGCGCGGAACGUUCCGCUGUUAGACUUCGAUUAUGAAUUGAAUGUGGCGGCGAUGGCUUCGAAUUCGAAAUGCAGCUCAGACAUAUAGUAGACUUGUCGUAAAUUACCUAUCGUUAUCGCCAGAUACGCCAUUGCGUAGCGUGUAUAUAUUCCUUUCUUUCCCCUUGCUUCCUCUUAUUUCGAUCUCAAGCAACAACAAGCUGCCUUUCCUUUGCACAGCUUUGCUUUGUAGCAAUCAUUGAAUCGCCACAAUGGACUCCAAGCAGUUCAAGGAGGCCGCAACAUCAGCGAUUGAUGAGAUUGUCAACUACUAUGACACCCUGCCAGACCGCAAGGUCUUGUCCAGUGUUGAGCCCGGAUAUCUCAGGAAGAUCCUCCCAUCCGGUCCUCCUGAGAAAGGAGAGUCAUGGCAAGAUAUCCAGAAGGACAUCGAGGAGAAGAUCGUGCCUGGACUGACUCACUGGCAACAUCCAAACUUCAUGGCUUUCUUCCCUGCCAGCAGCUCCUUCCCAGGCAUGCUGGGUGAGCUCUACUCGGCUGCAUUCACUGCCCCGGCCUUUAACUGGAUUUGCUCCCCUGCUGUCACUGAGCUUGAGACAGUCGUCAUGGAUUGGCUUGCCAAGCUCCUCAACCUCCCAGACUGCUACCUCUCCACUGGGGAGGGUGGUGGUGUCAUCCAGGGUUCCGCCUCAGAGGCAAUUGUAACCUGCAUGGUGGCUGCCCGUGACAAGUAUCUCCGUGAGACCACAUCCCACCUCAGCGGUGAGGAGCAAGAAGAUGCCAUUGCCCACAAGCGCAGCAAGCUCGUUGCCCUUGGCAGCGAUCAGGCCCACAGCAGCACCCAGAAGGCUGCCCUCAUCUCCGGCGUCCGCUACCGCUCAGUCCCUACGACCCUCGAGAACAACUUCGCCAUGACCGGUGACGCCCUGCUGAAGACGAUCAAUGAGCUCAGAGCCAAGGGCCUCGAGCCCUUCUACCUCACCUGCAGCUUGGGAACGACCUCCACCUGCGCCGUCGAUGACUUCUGCUCCAUCGCCAAAGCCCUCAAGACCGCAGCUCCACCCGGCAUCGGCGAGAUCUGGGUUCACGUUGAUGCCGCCUAUGCUGGUUCGGCCCUCGUCUGCCCGGAGUACCACCACCUGACCUCGCACUUUGGAGAGUUCCACUCCUUCGACAUGAACAUGCACAAGUGGCUUCUGACCAACUUCGACGCCUCCUGCCUCUUCAUCCGCAAGCGCAAGGACCUCAUCGACGCCCUCAGCGUGACCCCAAGCUACCUUCGCAAUGAGCACACCGAGAGCGGCCUGGUCACCGAUUACCGCGAUUGGCAGAUCCCUCUCGGCCGCCGCUUCCGCAGCUUGAAGAUCUGGUUCGUCAUGCGCACCUAUGGUGUCGAGGGAAUGCAGGCGCACAUCCGUCGCCACGUCAAGCUGGGCGAUCUCUUCCAUGGUCUUGUUAAGAAGAGAGCCGAUUUGUUCACCGUGAUUGGCGAGCCUAGCUUUGCAUUGACGACGUUUGCUCUUACUCCCAAGGAUGGGGAGGAUCGCGAGGAGGUGAAUCGCGUGUCGAAGCAGGUCUAUGAGGCUGUUAACAAUGGCGGUGUUAUUUAUAUCACCAGCAGUGUGGUGGGUGGAAUUUACAUUCUUCGUGUGGUCAGUGCGAAUGAGCUGGCUGAGGAGAAGUAUGUUCUCAACGCCUUUGAUAUCAUUGUGCGAACCACCGAGGAGGUUCGUACCCUCAAGAUCGCGAAUGGAUCGAAUGGGGUUAACGGCGUGAAACCCGUCAAUGGGGUGAAUGGAAAGGUUCCUCAGCAGUUGGUGGAGGAGGGAGGUGCUAAGGGGCUCGGAGAGGUGACGGACGUCAAUGAGCUUGCGAAAUAAAAGCAUUAAGCGUUUCCAGGAUAAGAGAAAACGAAUUUGACGACAGCAGGAAAGAAACUCCACUUAUCAAUUUAUCACAACAAGCGUACACUACUAGACCGCAAGACACAGGUUCCAGGUUUGGCGAUACGUUAUUUUUCAGAAAGAUCCAGGAAGGUAGAUAGGGUAACCAAAAUAUCAAGC